This is a messenger RNA of Brugia malayi, 2187 nucleotides long. RefSeq lists its product as uncharacterized. Gene Ontology annotation, biological process: microtubule anchoring at microtubule organizing center; regulation of microtubule cytoskeleton organization; protein localization to organelle. The transcript has 14 exons. The record is from RefSeq and is a predicted model, not a curated record. Gene Ontology annotation, cellular component: Golgi apparatus; cytosol. NCBI's taxonomy places the organism in Eukaryota, Metazoa, Nematoda, Chromadorea, Rhabditida, Onchocercidae. Gene Ontology annotation, molecular function: dynactin binding; cytoskeletal adaptor activity; dynein complex binding. Bases 1 to 2187 code for a protein of 728 amino acids.
AUGGAACUGGACGAACUUAAGGCGGAAGUAUCGCGAUUGGCGAAUGCUCUUGAGGAAGCUUCUUCUGAUAAAAUCAAAGCAGCCCAGUAUGGGUUACAGGUUUUAGAUGAAAAGCAACAGCUUGAAGUUAAGCUUACUCAGUUACAAACACAGUUUGAUACCGCAAAAGCAGAAGCUGAAGCUACAAAAAAGGCCUUGGCACAGUUUCAAUCACAACAAAAAUCAGUUGCAAAAUCCGAUAUUGACCAUGAAGAAAGUUUGUUGGAAGAAACGAUGAAUCGAGAGCAGGAAUAUUUGGCUAAAAUUGCAGCUCUAGAAACAGACUUGAAAAAUUGCCAACAUGAAUUGGACAGGUACCGUACUGACCUGGAUAGGUUGCAAACUUUACAUUUAAAUGCUUCAGAAGCAGCAUCUGAUCUUGAUAUACAAAAGCGACAGCUCAAGGAAGACUUAAAAGAAUUAAAAAAUCGUGAACAAAGGCUUCUAAAUGAUUAUUCUGAACUGGAAGAAGAAAAUAUCAGCCUUCAGAAACAGUUAUCAAACCUACGCAGUGCACAAAUAGAAUUUGAAUCCAUGAAAAUGGAAGUGAAACGUUUAAUGGAUGAAAACGAUCAACUGCAGGCAGACAAGGAGGAAGCCAACAAGUUGACUAUUGUGGCCCAAAAACAUCUUGAAGAUGCAUUAUUAAACGUACAGCAAGAACGUGAUCAAAAACUAGCCUAUAAAAAGGAGCUGGAGUUAAUGCGAAAUGCGGAGCAUUUGCAACAGUUGAAUACAAUGCUCUUUGGAUUGCAGAACGAUAAUGAGGAUGACUCACAAGCACUUACAGAGCUGGAAUCAUCUUUUAUUGCGGAUUCUAAUGAAUUUGGUAAAAAUAGGCCACCGAAAGGUGCUGAUCUGUUCUCGGAAAUACAUGGUGACAUGCCGGAACGACUGGCUGAGCUGGAAACAAAGAAUGAUCAGCUUUCCUUGAAGUUAAAAGAAACGGAGAAAGAUGUCAGUUAUGUUAUCCCUGUUUUGAAGAGACUUGAAGUUAUGAGUACGCCAGACUUAGAUCAUGCACAACUGAAGCAGCUGUGCGAUGAUGCUUUAAAAAAGAUUGAGCAACUGAUUGAAAGUGCAUCCAAAGCAGUCACUGGAGGUAAACAGUACGACCUUAUAAAAGCAGAUUUGCACACUGCAAUUAUGGUAGCAGGAGAAAAUCAAGCAAAACUAGCUUCUGCUCAGGAUUUAAUGAUUGCUGUUGCUGAUUUUCUAUAUCGUUUAUACCAUCAGUUGGUUUCCACGCAUGGACUGGAAGCCGAUAAGAAUGCGGCCGAAAUAAUGAAAAAACUUAGGCAAUAUGCAAAUGAAAAUGCAGAAAACGAAGGUGUUGAAAGUGGAACAGAAACAGAAGGUGGUCGUUCGCCGCGUCUAAUGUUAAACUUGCAGCGUCAAUUUAUAUCACCAUCUUUUGCAAAAUUUCUAAAGGAAGAGCUAGUUUGUGACAGAUUGGAUGACAUAUUAACAGAAAGCGAUUUUAGAGAAAGAAUUGUUCCUGGUGAAAGUAAUGUAUUUCGAGUAUCAGACUGCCUUACGGAACUUUCAAAAAUUGUCCGACGUACAGUGGAGAAUGCUCUGAACACACGAGUAGAAAAUCAUGAUCAUCAAGAACUGACUUUACAAAACAUGAAGCUGCGCUCUCUGUUGGCAACUAAAAGGGAUCAAAUCGCCACGCUACGUACGGUGCUGAAAUCGAACAAGCUUACUGCUGAAUCAGCUUUAGCUUCACUGAAAGAAAAAUAUGAAAGUGAGAAAGCAAUGACUCAUGAGCUUUUGGAGAGGUUGAGACGCGAAUUAAAAGCAUUCAAAGAAGAUGCGGCAACAUUUGCGUCUCAUCGGGCAAUGUUUACUGCACGUUGCGAAGAGCUUCAAGCACAGGUUGAUGAAAUGGCCGCUAAUCAGAAAGCAGCUGAAGAUGAAAAACGCACACUGAAUUCUCUGCUGCGUAUGGCCAUUCAGCAGAAAUUGGCCCUUACACAAAGGCUGGAAGAUUUGGAAGUUGAUCGUGAAAGACAGGCAUUUAAACGUGGCAGCAAAACAUCAGGUCGUGUUGUAAAUUCGGAUGGUUCCGGACAAUUGCAUCGAGUUCGUUAUCCGGGACAGAAUAUUCAACAGCAACCGAGGAAUUUAAAGAGAGAUUAUUAG